This is a messenger RNA of Limulus polyphemus (Atlantic horseshoe crab), 1241 nucleotides long. RefSeq lists its product as uncharacterized. Lineage: Eukaryota; Metazoa; Arthropoda; Merostomata; Xiphosura; Limulidae. The transcript is spliced from 5 exons. Gene Ontology annotation, molecular function: DNA-binding transcription factor activity, RNA polymerase II-specific; RNA polymerase II cis-regulatory region sequence-specific DNA binding. The annotation marks the transcript as partial. Gene Ontology annotation, biological process: regulation of transcription by RNA polymerase II; chromatin remodeling. The record is from RefSeq and is a predicted model, not a curated record.
ACUGAAAGAGCAUCUGAAACAGUCCAGUGUUCCUGUUCACGGGGUUUUAGCCCUUCUACCUCACCAGACACGUCCUCGUUCAAGCCUGGGCUGGGAGCUGCACCGGUACAAAGCCGCUAGUGAUUUUAAUCUGUGGACAUAUGAAACUGUUAGAAAUGCUGUCUUGGAACUGUUGAGAGAGAUGGCUCAAGUAAAUCUAGCCAAAAUCUGUCCAUUGCCUCAGCCAGUAUUAUCAAAUAUCGUUAACAAUAAAACGAAAAUGAAAAUAGGUCGAGAGAAAUGUAAAGAAUUUGGAAGGUGGUACAUAGAAUUUCGACGACAAAACCCAGAUAUUUCUGAACUACAUACAAAAAAUACUCGCCCUUAUGAAGGCCGUAUGACAUUUCACUCUGCAAAAGAACAGCCAGUCAUGAGAGAAUGGUACCAGGCCUGCAAGAGUCCCUCAGAGAAAACACUACAGAUCUAUACUGACAUCUUAAAUGAAACAAUACUUCGCCAACAAGAGAGGCCUAAAGUUACUCUGACAAAUCUGAAAAAUUGGUGGAAAAAUGAAAGACAAAGAGAACGUAAACGACAUGGAAUCAAGUGCCGUACACGCUCCAAGCAGAUAAAAAAUCAAGAAGUUAUGAGCCAAGCACCUGAACCUCAUCCUAUAAUGGCAGAUACAAGGUCUCAAAUUUUAGAGAUUCAACAAAACACAAACUUUAAUCUAACUUGAUCAGAUGUGUAGAAAAUGUGUUUUUGUCUUCAGCUAGAACUGGUUCAUUCAAAAAGAUUUUUUUACAAGGUCAACUUAGUGAUGUCCCGAGGAAAGAAGACGACAAGUAACCAAACAGGAGACGUUUCUCCUAUUCCAAAUGCAGUAAUUACCGUUAAAUUAAUCAAAAAUAUGUUAAUAAUGUCAAGUCUUUUUGUAAAUGUUUUCAGUUUGGUUUAAUUUCUAGAACAGUUGACUUGUCAGAUAACUGUCUUUGUGAUCUGCUUGUAGUGGCUUAACUAUCUUCAUUAAGGUAUCAAUCAUUAGUAAGCAAAAAACCAUUGAACUUUUAUUGUAAAAUAUUUGUUCACAUACUUUUGUAGCUUCCUUUACCUUUAUGUCCUCAUAAUUAUGACUUGUCUUCGUAGGUUAGUGUCUACUAAGGUUCAAAUCAUACACACACACACCAGGAACUAUAUGAAUUGUAGUCAGAUGUCAUGGCAGACUACUCUGAUUUGAAUAAAAUGUGCUUCGUAUAACCUCA